This is a messenger RNA of Athene cunicularia (burrowing owl), 8527 nucleotides long. Its product is annotated as transducin-like enhancer protein 1. Gene Ontology annotation, biological process: negative regulation of canonical Wnt signaling pathway; regulation of DNA-templated transcription. The coding region runs from base 1218 to 3545 and encodes 775 amino acids. Gene Ontology annotation, molecular function: protein binding; transcription corepressor activity. The record is from RefSeq and is a predicted model, not a curated record. The transcript has 18 exons. Gene Ontology annotation, cellular component: nucleus; transcription regulator complex. NCBI's taxonomy places the organism in Eukaryota, Metazoa, Chordata, Aves, Strigiformes, Strigidae.
GGUACGGCGAUUCUACGCGUUUAAAAACAAAACAACAAAAAACCCCCAAACAAAACCAGCCGGUAUUUUUUGGGGAUGCUUAUGUGGAGGACUUUCUUCGAGUACAUCGAGAGAAGACCUGCGCUAAAUUUAUGGCACGGGGCUUUAAGGAGGCUAAUUCUCGUGUGUGCUCGUUUGUGUGUGGUGUUAAUGCAAAGAUUAAUAAAAUACCAGUAUGCAGUGCUUAAAGACCCAAGAAGGAUUGUUAAAGCACAAAGGUACUGGAGUACGAACACCCAAGUUGACGUGAUGUGUUUCUGAUUGCUGUGCUGCCAUCCUCCAGUCCUUCUUGUUGCAUUUGUACUUUGCUGCUGAAGUCCCUGCAGAGAUGUAGGGUAUGGGUUUUUGCCUACACAGGGCAGUUGGUGUUAAGGGACAUCUAUCUGCCUUAAUUUUGUAUUUACGUGCACCUGCAAGAUCUGGAUAGGAGUAAAAGCUUUGCGGGUUUCCCCGUUAGAAAUCACUUGAUUAGGCUCCUGCUUUCUUACCUGUGAUACUGUAGUCUUCUUACUCUUAUCUAAAAUUUCUUGUUUAAGCCAUUUAUUAUUCUAGAAAUGCAGUGGAAACUGUAGACGUUCAGUAUCACAGCUGUAAGUGACAAAUGCUGGCUUAAACACUAACUGUUAGCUAGUGAUGCUUACCGGUGUCACUAAAAAAAUAAAAUCAGUCUGCUAUAGAACGAAGGUAUUUGCCCUGAGUGCAAGUAGUUGGAAUUGUACCGAUGCUAGUGAUGAGAUACGCAAGUGCCAAAUGCAACUUCUUUUCCUUUAUGAAAACAAAAAUAGAAAAGAAACUUGGUAGUAAAUGGUAGUCAAAGUUACUGUUUUUCAGGUAGUGGGCAAGAUAACAUCAGCUAGAGUGUACUUAAGGUUAAGAAUGAUAGACAUAGUCAUGUUGUAAUUGUAAACGUGAGUGGUGUUACUUGACAGUAAUUUGCUAAGUGUCAUAUACAAAGAAAUACCUCUAUUUUACUACUGAGAAGUACUUCAGAGAAAUUCAGAUCCUGUUAUAACUUCAGAGUUGUAGCACUUUAUAGCAGCUCUUUGUCAGUGCAUGAAGACUGGAUAUGUUUGGGUUCUGGAGACAGUUUGGGUCUUGUACAGCACCCAUGAAAUACCUUCUAAAUUUCCUGUUCAGCCUUUGUAUUUAAAGUAUGAAUUAAGUCUUUCUCUAUUUGUAUGUUUAUGUUUUUUUUUUUAAUUAGCUGCUCUGUCAAAAUACAAAUAAAGUGGGUACAUGUCAAAACAAAUGAUGUAACAGUUACAUUAAAGUGUGAUCUAUUUUGUAGCCUUAAAUUGGAAUGUGAGAAACUGGCAAGCGAAAAGACAGAAAUGCAGAGGCACUAUGUGAUGUAUUAUGAAAUGUCAUAUGGAUUAAACAUUGAAAUGCACAAACAGACAGAAAUCGCCAAGAGAUUGAAUACAAUUUGUGCACAAGUCAUCCCAUUUUUGUCUCAGGAACAUCAGCAGCAAGUGGCCCAAGCUGUAGAACGUGCCAAACAAGUGACCAUGGCUGAACUGAAUGCCAUCAUCGGGGUACGUGGCCUUCCAGGUCUACCUCCUACACAGCAGCAGUUGCAGGCUCAACAUCUCUCCCAUGGCCAUGGACCUCCAGUGCCUCUAACACCACAUCCAUCAGGACUUCAGCCUCCAGGAAUCCCUCCACUCGGAAGCAGUGCUGGCCUUCUUGCCCUUUCUAGUGCUUUGGGUGGGCAGUCUCACUUGGCAAUAAAAGAUGACAAGAAGCACCACGAUGCAGAACACCACAGAGACAGAGAGCCAGGCACAAGUAAUUCUCUGUUGGUCCCGGACAGUCUGAGAAGCACAGAUAAACGCAGGAAUGGCCCUGAAUAUACCAAUGACAUCAAAAAGAGAAAGGUGGAUGAUAAAGAUUCCAGCCAUUAUGACAGUGAUGGGGACAAGAGUGACGAUAACUUGGUUGUAGAUGUAUCCAAUGAGGAUCCUUCUUCCCCAAGGGCAAGUCCCACUCAUUCACCACGUGAAAACGGUAUAGAUAAAACCCGCCUGCUGAAGAAAGAUGCUUCUAGCAGCCCAGCAUCUACGGCCUCUUCAGGAAGUUCCACUUCUCUCAAAUCCAAAGAAAUGAGUCUGCAUGAAAAAGCCAGCACGCCUGUUCUGAAAUCCAGCACACCAACUCCUCGAAGUGAUGUGCCAACCCCAGGCACUAGUGCAACUCCAGGACUUCGUCCAGGCCUUGGCAAACCUCCAACAAUGGACCCUCUGGUUAACCAAGCUGCUGCAGGUUUGCGGACACCAUUGGCAGUACCAGGACCGUACCCUGCUCCAUUUGGAAUGGUACCUCAUGCUGGCAUGAAUGGAGAGUUAACCAGUCCAGGGGCAGCCUAUGCCAGUCUGCACAAUAUGUCACCCCAGAUGAGUGCUGCUGCUGCUGCAGCUGCUGUGGUUGCCUAUGGAAGAUCUCCUAUGGUUGGGUUUGAUCCUCCUCCUCAUAUGAGAGUACCUGGAAUCCCUCCAAAUCUAGCAGGGAUUCCUGGGGGAAAACCAGCCUACUCCUUUCACGUUACUGCAGAUGGUCAGAUGCAGCCAGUUCCUUUCCCUCCUGAUGCCCUCAUCGGUCCAGGAAUCCCUCGCCAUGCCCGUCAGAUCAACACGCUGAACCACGGGGAAGUUGUGUGUGCAGUUACCAUCAGCAACCCCACAAGACAUGUGUACACGGGUGGGAAAGGGUGUGUCAAAGUCUGGGACAUCAGCCAGCCUGGCAACAAGAGCCCUGUCUCUCAGCUGGACUGCCUGAACAGAGAUAACUACAUCCGCUCUUGUAAAUUGCUGCCUGAUGGAUGCACCCUAAUAGUUGGCGGAGAAGCCAGCACAUUAUCCAUAUGGGACUUGGCAGCACCAACUCCUCGUAUAAAAGCAGAGCUGACAUCUUCAGCCCCUGCCUGUUAUGCUCUGGCUAUCAGUCCUGAUUCCAAGGUGUGCUUUUCCUGCUGCAGUGAUGGGAACAUCGCAGUGUGGGAUCUGCACAAUCAGACGUUGGUCAGGCAAUUCCAGGGCCACACAGACGGAGCCAGCUGUAUUGACAUUUCUAAUGAUGGUACCAAGCUCUGGACAGGAGGUUUGGAUAACACUGUCAGAUCCUGGGACUUGAGAGAGGGAAGACAGCUACAGCAGCAUGACUUCACAUCACAGAUAUUUUCCCUUGGUUAUUGUCCUACUGGUGAAUGGCUAGCUGUGGGAAUGGAGAGCAGCAACGUAGAAGUGCUACAUGUAAAUAAACCAGACAAAUAUCAGCUGCACCUUCAUGAGAGUUGUGUAUUGUCACUCAAGUUUGCUUACUGUGGUAAAUGGUUUGUGAGUACUGGGAAAGAUAAUCUUCUCAAUGCAUGGAGAACUCCCUAUGGAGCCAGUAUCUUCCAGUCCAAAGAAUCUUCAUCAGUGCUUAGCUGUGACAUCUCUGUGGAUGAUAAGUACAUAGUCACUGGCUCUGGAGACAAAAAGGCUACAGUCUAUGAAGUUAUCUACUGAAAAAUAUGAUGGGGAUAUAACUUUUAGAAGUUGAACUGGGCCAAAAUUGUUCUUAAUGGUAGAAGUAGAAAGAUUUUGCCUUUUAAAAAGGAACAAAAGUAUUGAGGUUCCAGACCUUGCCAUGAAACUACUCCGAUUUUUCAAAAUAGAAGGCAACAUCCAGCAACUAAAUGUUGGCUACAUGGACCAAACGGAACACAGAGGCAAGAUGGACAGAUGUAGCCUAGGUUUUUGGAAUGGUUUUUAAAAGCCAAGUCUACUGAGGAAUGUUGGAGCCUUUUAUUUUUUCUUUCUUUGUGACCUCAUGCAAAUUGUUCUCAUUGCCUGAAUAUGGGGGAUAAAUAACUUUCUGUUCCUUGCAGUUCAAGUUGCAUUCUGUCCUGUGUAGAGCAGUGCUGUCUCAGAUGAACUUGUUUCCUGGUUUUGCAUCUUGUGAUAUGUUUUUGUAUUUUUUGUUGAAGGUCAAAUAUUUGUAUAAAUUGUAAAUAUAUUUAGUUUAUUACAGUAAAGGCUUUAGUACCAACAACCAAUCUUCCCCCCUGCCCCCUCCCUGCCCACCCUGCUUAUUUAAAAUUAAAAAUCUUUUGGGGAUAUAAGUACCUUUUUAGAAGCAAAAGCAAACACUAUGUAUAGUUUGAAAAUGGUGUAUUAUUCUUUAUAACUCUUCCUAGAUUCCUUUAUCAUACUUCAAAGUAGUUGUUUUGCAAUAUUAGGGUAUCAAGUCCAGUAGAUACUGUCUUGUGCUACAGAAAACUUAAAAGGCAAUUUUGUACUAAUUAUAGUGUAAAUAUAAAAAUGGAACAUUUCAUAAAGUUGUGCAGUUUAUUUUAAGUUUAUUCUGAUGUCCCAUAUAUAUGUUCUUUGGCAGAUACAGUAAUAUGUGCCUGAUCCUAGCUCAUUUGGUCAUUUCUCUAGAAAAGGUGACUUCCCUCUCCUUUCUCCCCCAGCUGAACAGAAUUCAUGUGAGACUACAUUUCAACUAAGUACAUCAGAGCCUUUAUUCAUUAACUGAGGAUGUCUGUGAUUAAACAAAGCUAUAUAAGUUUCAUCCUAUGUUACAGAGAAGUGGUAGUUAAUGACCAUUUCUUUUUUAAUGUCUUGUCUAUACUUAGAUACUCAGGUAAAUUUAAUUAAAUUACCAAAAGUGUGAGCUUUACAGGGGAUCACUUAAACAAUGUUAAAUACUUGCAGGGCUCCAAGUGAAGUGAAUUAACCUAAACUAAGUUAAACUCACUUCUUAAUUUCUUGUGAGAAUAUUGACAAAGGAGUAGUUUGAUUUUUAACUAAUCCACUGUACAAAUUAAUUAGAAUUAAUUUUCCUGAGUGUCCCAUAUUAAACAGGCCUAUAGGCUCUAUGUAUUCAUCCUGAACAAUCUGAGUCCUUUCCACUGUCACAUUAGUUUGUGAUAUCUGUGAAGAGCCUUGCUAAGCAGCCAGUUACCAAAGCUACGCAUCUUCAGAUCAGGUUUUCUUGGUGUACUCAAAAGAAACGGAUGAGGAGAGAACAUGUACAUUUUAUUCUAACUUUUUUCAGAUUAAUGAGUUCUACAACCGUGUGCUAGACAGACCUAGCUAUUGCACCAGUGAGGCCCAUAUAUUUCCUACAUUCUGUAAUUUAAUUAUAAUUCCUGUUCUUAAUGGAGAGGACAGAUGAACAGGAGAUUAUCUUUGAACAAAUAAUUCAGAUUACACAAGCUGGCAAACAGAUUGAGAUUCAUUUGUGAAGAGCUGCUUUCUCAUUUUGCUAGCAUUUAACAAUGACCUGUACCCCUGCUCUUUCAAAGACAUGUAACAAGGAAGAUAUAUGUUUGACUGACAGACUGGAUAGGGAAUUUCUCAUCUGGGGGCAAAUUUUCUCUCAACUUCCAGUCUGAAGAGACAUCAGUUUUCCUUUCAAUUUAUAUGACCAUUCUAUAGCAUCUAGAAUUAUAAUAGCCUUAAUACAAUAUUAAACAUUCAGGAUAAUCUGGUCUCCUGGACAUGUAAAAUUAGUGUUCUAUCCAUAUGUAUCUAUAUCUGUCCAUUGCUGUGUUGUGAAUAACCAUCUGUAUGAAAAUGACAGACUGACUUAGGUGGUGGUCAUGAUCCUUUCACACAUAGGGAGGCAAAAAGCAGAAUCCUCAGACUUUUCAAAUAAGUAAUUGUACUUGCUACAUUGAAAUCCUGUGAAGUGCUGUGCUAUUUUAAAAAGGGAAAGCUUAAAAAAAAAUAAUGUACUAGGUUACUUACUUUUACGCUACCCUGUUCUCAUAUUGAAGUUUUCUGAACAUCUGACUCUGCCGAUGAUCAUUGACUUUGCUUAGCAGCACUGGCAAAUUUGCUGCAGUUAGGAACAUUCGGAUUUCUUCCACACUACUAUCACCUUGCAUUUACUUUAUAGGUGUUCUCUUGCCUUUCUUAAAAGUUGAUAUCAGAGGAACCAAGAAUAAAAGUAUUCUAACACAUUCAUGUAACACACAUGUAAUAUAUCAGCUAUAAGUUAUGACAGAGUAGUUGUUAAUAAGACCACAUUCUUGGCAAUCAGGAGGUUCAAAACUAUACUGUCAGGAAAAUCAUUAAAUACAUUGUCUUUCUUGUUAGCUUCUAGAAUGCACAGUGAGUCAGAGAAGUUGUGGAAUUGGAAACUAUGUAUGUGAAUGACUUUAAUCAUAUUUGUAACAUAUAUUUCUUGGCUAUAAUUAGGUAAUUACUUAUUUUUUUCUCCAGUCAGGUCUACUUUAAGCUUUGGGUCUGAAAACUUGGGGAUGCAUCAUACAAUAGUCCUCUAAAUUUUUGGUUUGGGUUUCACUUACAGUUUAUGAAACUUUGUUUUCAUUUGUCAACCAGUAGAGCCUAUUCCAUCAGCAGAUGUAAUUUUUAAUGUAAAGAUACAUUUGAUGAAAUCUUAGAAUGUCUGUCUAUGCUGUUACCUAUACGAUUUAAAACUUGUAGGUCUUAAAACUUCUGUAAGAUCUUGCAGCCCUCUGUAAAGUAGUGGGUGGAAAUAAUUGCAUAUUGGAUGAAGAAACAGGCCAACCCAGACCAGCAGUGACAGAAAAGGCACUGGGAAAAGCACAUGGAAAAAAGAGGUACACCCUGGUAACUGUGGUGUAGGUAAUUAAUAUUUUUUUUGGGUCAAUUUUAAUUACAAUCCUAAAAGAUUCUUUUAGUUAGCCCCUUUCUGGGACAGUCUUUUUUUGCUGGGUGGCCCUCAGUAUUCAGAGAUCUCUGAAUGCCACUCUGGCAAAUGCUAGUGCCAGAUAGAAGCAGGGAGUCCUUACGAAAUGACAUACUGGAUGUCAGUGCAAAAAAUAACCGAUGAAGAGGAGAUCUGUGGUAAUAUCAAUUCAACUGAAUAAAAUCCUUUGCCAGAUCUAAUGUGUGUAUUUUGAAUAUGUGCACUAGGCAUAACGUUUUAUAAAUCAGUUGUGCAUAAAAUCAUGAUGAUAUUCCAUGCAAUGCAUUUGUCAGUGUGUCAGGGUACUUCUUUUUGAUUAUAGUUGCAAGCAAAGGUAGUUUCCCACAUCAACCCACAAGCUCCUGGUCCUUGAGAGAAUUUUCAUCUCCAUUAAUUCUUUUAAACUUGUUUAGCAUUUCAAAAGCUUUUGUUCCUUUAAUGUGAAGAGGGAUGAAUAUGAAGUUCAUAGACUGUUAAAAUAGUAGUCUUAUUUUUUCAUAUAAACACCAAAGUAGAAUCUGUCAUCUAGUCACAAGCAUACUUCUGUGUAUAAACAAUUGACCAUAGUUUUUCUGUCACAUCUUUGCACUGGUGAUGCAGGUAGAAUUUUUAGAAGCAUCUAACUAAGUUACUUAAGUAAUUGAAACCCAGACUGACAAACUGGGGGUGUUUUUGUGUGUGUGUGUUGUUUUUUUUUUUUUUCUUUUGGUGGAAAGACUGCCCCACUUAUAAGCCUGUGGGAUCAUGUAAUCUAGUUAGAGUAGUCCUUCAUAUUUUCUAUUAUAUUGGUGCAAUUUUGAGUCAAUGGGGAAGUUUCACCGUUCUGGUGAUUAAGAAAGGUGGAUGUUUUCAGGCGAAAGAAGAGUACUGAAUUCAGAUUUCGCACUACUGAUAAAGUGUUUACACCUUAAUCCACUUCACUGAAGAAGCUGGACUAGCUCCAACUGUGCUGUCUCUUUGAAGGAUUUUUUUUUUUUUCCUUCCACAGGUGCAUAGAAAGAAACUGAGAAUUUGAGGUCUAUACAAGACUGGAUUCAUGGUGUCCAGCUGGAGAGGUCUUCUAUUAUAGAAUGGGAAAGAUGAAGCAGCUCAGAGUAGAACCUGAUAAAUACCAAAAUGAAAUAAAAGAAUUCAUGGCAGGGAAUACAUGGAGGGACGAGGGAGAAUGGAAACAUGGCACACAUACAUUUUAGUGGUAGUCUUAACAUGUAAUCUACAAAAUUCACCUACAAUAAGAUUUCAUUAUGCAAUUUCACUGAUUACUAUUUCUCUAUAAAUUAUUCAGAUGUUUCUGCACAGUAAUUCAAGGACACCUCACCUGUGUGUUGAAACGGGAAGUGGGCAUUUCUUUGACAUACAUAAGCAGUCAUCUAACCCUAAGAGGAAAGAGAGUUAAAUCACCGCCAGUUCUCAACAUUUCCCAUUACCUAAUAUUUUUGUAGCUUAAGAUCAGCUUUCCAGCAAUUGAUAAUCCCAUUUUCAGCUACGUGCUCCCAGAUGUCCCAUUGCAGCUUAAGUGCUUAGUGCAGCGUGGUAGAUUUUGCUAGGGAAACCAGACAUAUAGGAACUGGGUGCUUUAAAAAUCUACCCUGUGGGUGUAGCUUACUGACUUUUCUCAGAAGUUUACUCAGAAUUUCUGUUCAGCUGUAUAGGAGCGCUCAAACAUUUUUAAAACCGCAAAAACUGUGCUUUAAACACACAUCGAAAUGGAGGGUUUUUUUUGCUUUUUUGUACUGAUUUAUUUAAUUUUUUCUACAUACCUUUAAAAGUAUCUAUAAAUUGAAUACAACAAGAAAGUAAAGGGAAAUAAUUGUUUUCAGAAAAC